Messenger RNA from Colletotrichum truncatum, 423 nucleotides. RefSeq names its product endoribonuclease L-PSP. Gene Ontology annotation, cellular component: cytosol; mitochondrion. The record is from RefSeq and is a predicted model, not a curated record. NCBI's taxonomy places the organism in Eukaryota, Fungi, Ascomycota, Sordariomycetes, Glomerellales, Glomerellaceae. Gene Ontology annotation, molecular function: deaminase activity.
AUGUCUGCGCUCAAGUACUUCUCUUACAAGGACUAUGGUGUCACGCUCUUGAACGAGAUGCACUACAGCCAGGCCGUACGAGUCGGCGACACUAUUGAAAUUUCCGGUCAGGCUUCAGGCGGUUGGGAUCAAAAGACAGGAGAGGUACCGUCCGACCUGUCAGAAGAGAUUGAUCAAGCUUUCGCAAAUGUGGAUAUGACAUUGAGAGAUGCCGGCGGUGAGGGUUGGUCUCAGGUCUUUCGUAUAAGGCUGUACGCACUUGAUGAAGCAUGGACGCCGGAAGGUAUGGGCCGCAUGAUAGAGAACCUGAAAAAAUGGGCUCCAAACCACGCACCGAUUCUUACAGGCGUUGGCGUAACAAAACUUGGACAGCCUGGUAUGCGUAUUGAAGUGGAGGUUUCUGCGUACGACCCAGAGAAAUGA